This is a messenger RNA of Cooperia oncophora, 1242 nucleotides long. The record is from the annotation of a GenBank genome assembly. NCBI's taxonomy places the organism in Eukaryota, Metazoa, Nematoda, Chromadorea, Rhabditida, Trichostrongylidae.
AUGAUUACACGACAUCUUCCAUUGGCACAAUCUAGCUGUAGAAUCGGAAGUCGCAUAACGGCGGAGGAGUAUGCUGGACGCCGUGCACGACUCGUCCAGAGCGUGAGAAAAGUAGCUGGUCAAACAGACCGCGAUCUAGUCAUUUUACUAAAGGGAUCAAGACGGUAUUAUAUUGCUCCAGAUGUUCCGGGUUCAUAUCGGCAAUGUAGUCAUUUCAGAUAUCUAAGUGGAGUCACGGUGCCUAAUUGCUACUAUCUCAUCCAUGCACCAAAACGAGGAGGUCGGCUACGACCGAUUCUGUUUAUGAACAAAAGAAGUGACUAUGAGGAGUUGUGGGAAGGUGCUCUUCCUGGUGAAUCAUCCCUAGAGAUCACCGCCGGGUUUGAGGAGCUGCUACCUAUUCGAAAAAUAAAUGAAGUGAUAACGAAGAUGGCGUCAUCAGAAGCGUCCUUAUUUUUCGAAUCAGAUGAUUGGGCAGGGACUGAGGUUGCUGCAGCUCGUACAAAGUACGGUGCCUAUCACUGCCUCAAAAAUCAUAUUGAUGAAUUGCGCUUGGUGAAAUCGCCGAAUGAAGUUCAAUCCAUGCGAGAUGUCUGCACAAUAGGAUCUCAGGUAGUGACGUCAACGAUAGCGGGCUGUCGAGGUUUCGAUAGUGAAGCUGCCAUUGGAGGACUGUUGGAGUUCGAGGCAAAAAGGCGUGGUGCUGAAAUGUUGGCAUAUCCUCCGGUUAUCGCGGCUGGACAGCGAGCUAAUACUAUACACUAUUUGGAUGCCAAUCAGGGAAUCGAAAAGAGCGAUUGUGUGCUGAUGGACGCUGGUUGUGAUCUGAACGGCUAUGUAUCCGACGUCACGCGUUGUUUCCCAAUUUCCGGAACGUUCUCUUCUGCUCAGCGCACACUAUAUGACGCACUGCUGUAUGUGCACGAACAAUUACUCGCGUACGCACAUGACUCGGAAAAAGUUGCUGAAUCGCUAUGCCCUCAUCAUGUGAGUCACUACCUCGGUAUGGAUGUGCAUGAUUGCACUUCGAUCUCUCGUGAUAUCGAUGUUCCUCACGGAACUGUUUUCACCAUAGAGCCAGGUCUGUAUGUACCGAAAGACUCGCAAUUUCCUGAGGAAUUUCAUGGUAUAGGAUUACGGAUUGAGGACGACGUAGUGGCGACCGCUGAAGGAAUAGAGGUGCUAACGGAUGCGGUGCCACGAUCACCUAGUGAAAUAGAAUAUCUCAUGCGAUCUCAAUAG